UUGUUUGUAGUAAAUUGUAGUCGAGGUCAAAUCGAAAACUUUACCGAAGUAAAUAUUUUUUGAAAAGAUGAGGAACUCUGAGGUGUCUUCUGAUUCUUCUGAUGACGAAAUCGAUAUUUUCAAGGACCGGAGUAGGCUUAAAGGUAAAAGUACUACAGAGAGCCUUCGGGUAGCUGUGCUUAAAAAGGACAUGGCAUCAGCAGCAGUGGCCACUUCGGAGGAGACGAAAGGCGAUCUUACUUUGUUGGUGGAAACCAUCGAAGAACUUAAUGAAGGAAUUGGCGUAGGUGACACACAUGCAGUCUGUCCUCCAGUUGGCGAGAAAGACAGAAAAGAGCCUGGCCUGUCAUUGAUUCUUGAUGGAGAAGACGACAUUUUUAAGCUUUGCAUGACUCCAUCAGAUGGUUUGCAAUCAAACAAUCAAGAUGCCAACAUCCCCCAGUCACCAUCAAAAAAGAGGAAGACGAACGAUCAAAAUGAAGAAAAAGACGCGGUGCGCAUAUUGUACUCUUUAAGAAUAUUCUUCAAUUCUUAUUUGUUUUUUGGAUUUUUAACCUAA
This is a messenger RNA of Frankliniella occidentalis (western flower thrips), 559 nucleotides long. RefSeq lists its product as uncharacterized. The transcript is spliced from 4 exons. Bases 68 to 559 code for a protein of 163 amino acids. The record is from RefSeq and is a predicted model, not a curated record. Lineage: Eukaryota; Metazoa; Arthropoda; Insecta; Thysanoptera; Thripidae.